Molecule: messenger RNA, 340 nt
Organism: Periconia digitata
Lineage: Eukaryota; Fungi; Ascomycota; Dothideomycetes; Pleosporales; Periconiaceae
Source: the annotation of a GenBank genome assembly
CCUCAUCCGCAACAGCAGAGACAACCGAGUUCGAGAAGCAGCCAUUGAGCACCCGAAUAGCUGUGGAAAGCCUACAGUUGUUAUACAAUCAACAUGGCCUCCACCCAGCCCUUCUUCUUCCAGCAACCCCUCCGCUACCUCCGAUGGAUCUCCAUUAACAAACCCGCAUACUUCUACUCGAUUGUGAUCGGGUCCAUAGGACCUGUCAUGGUCUUCACCGUUCCGCCUAUUCGGAGAUAUCUUGGAUACGAGAGGUCACCCAGAAUACCACAGACAUAUCCGAUACCUCGAGGUCCCCGACCUAGGCCCAGCGGUUUCGAGGAUGAGUAGGUGUACAGAU